GUUAAGCACCCCGAGGCCGCCCGAGGAAGAAGAAAACGAGUCUUUGGAAACAAGCUGCUGCCGCAUAAAGUGGGAUAAUGACGACUACAUUUGUCGUGGGCACAUUUUGAACGGUAUGUGUGAUUCUCUAUUUGACGUGUAUCAAAAUGUUGAGUAUGCUAAAACGUUGUGGGAAUCUCUAGAAUCCAAAUAUAUGAUCGAGGAUGCUUCUAGUAAGAAAUUUCUCAUUAGUAACUUUAAUAGUUACAAAAUGGUGGAUUCUCAUCCGGUCAUGGAGCAAUUUCAUGAGAUUCAACGUUUGUAUGAUCAACUUUUGAUUCAUAACAUGCAUGUAAAUGAAACCUUUGCGGUGGUUCUAUAAUCGACAAAUUACCACCUUCAUGGAAGGAAGUGAAAAAUAGCCUCAAACGCAAAAAAGAGGAUUUGUCAAUGGAGCGCGCAACUUGGUCGCCGACUUCAAAUUGAAGAAGGCAUUACGUUGCGUGAUGGUGACAAUGGUAAAAAGAACGACCUUCCAAUUUCCUCUAUAAAUGUUAUGGAGGAGGGACAAGUCAAGUGGGACUGAGAAAAAUAAAAAACGUCUCGGGAAAUUCACCAAAGGUUCCAAGUUUCGAAAGAAGCCGAAAGAUAAGAAAGUAGGCUCUUGUUGGGAAUGUGGUGGUCCACAUUUCAAGAGAGACUGCCCGAAGGUGAAGAAGAAGAAGAAGAAAGCCCAACCGAACGGCCAUCCAAACGGUGGCCAAGACAACCAAGGACGAUGAAUCUUGGUGGAUCGACACCGGAGCAACAAGGCAUGUAUGUAAAGAUAGGCAAGCUUUUAAGACUUUAAAAGAGUUGCAAAAGGGGCCG
Molecule: messenger RNA, 849 nt
Organism: Cuscuta europaea
Lineage: Eukaryota; Viridiplantae; Streptophyta; Magnoliopsida; Solanales; Convolvulaceae
Source: the annotation of a GenBank genome assembly